AUGCCGUCUAUAGCUAUAGGAAACCUUAAUGUCAGCGUUGCAACAGGGCCUCCCGAAAUAUCCUGGGAGUUACUUCUUACCCUCAAAGAUGAAAAAGAGAAGAAGGAGGCUGGCGGAGGGGGGAACUGCAGCAGGCUGAGCACCGCUGUCAGGAAACAGAAGCCCACCGCGAAUGCGACUCGCUCAACCAGCUUAACGGGGGACGGCACGUCUGUGGGAUUUACCAUGACAACUGAAUCAGGCGCAGACUCAGAGGCCAAGCAGCCGCAGGAAAACAAGGAGGCGGAGAAGGGGAAAGCCAAAGCAGCAGCCGAACCCACCUCACCUCAGAACCAGCCGGAAAAGCUCCCAGCCGCUGCUGGACACAGCACCCCGGCCAGGAAACAACAGGAGCAGCAGGAAGAGGAUCAGGCGUCCCACAGGUCGUCCACCAGUCGUCUGUCCAGGUCUCCUUUGAAAGGAGUCAAGAAGGUGAAGAUCAUGCAGUGUAAACUCACCCUGCUCGACGGCUCCGACUUCACACUCAACGUGGAGAAACGAGCCAGGGGCCACGUGCUCUUUGAUAAAGUGUGUGAGCACCUCAACCUGCUGGAGAAGGACUACUUUGGCAUCACAUACAGAGACGUAGAAAAUCAGAAGAAUUGGUUGGACCCGUCCAAGGAGCUCAAGAAGCAAAUCAGGACUGGUCCCUGGAACUUUGCAUUCAACGUGAAGUUUUACCCCCCAGACCCCUCACAGCUGACCGAAGACAUCACAAGGUACUACCUGUGCCUGCAGCUGAGGGAUGACGUGGUGUCGGGUCGCCUGCCCUGCUCCUUCGCCACCCACUCGGUGCUGGGCUCCUACACCGUGCAGUCGGAGCUCGGAGACUACGACCCCGAGGAACUGGGCAGCGAUUACGUCAGCGAGCUGCGCCUGGCGCCCAACCAGACCAAAGAGCUGGAGGAGAAGAUCAUGGAGCUCCACAAGACCUACAAGGGGAUGACACCGGCCGAGGCAGAGAUACACUUCCUGGAAAAUGCCAAAAAGCUCUCCAUGUAUGGUGUGGACCUCCACCAUGCUAAGGACUCUGAAGGUGUGGAGAUCAUGCUGGGAGUUUGCGCCAGUGGCCUCCUUAUCUACCGAGACAGGUUGAGGAUCAACAGAUUUGCUUGGCCGAAAAUCCUGAAAAUCUCCUACAAGAGGAACAACUUUUAUAUAAAAAUCCGCCCAGGCGAGUUUGAGCAGUUUGAAAGCACAAUUGGUUUCAAACUUCCAAACCAUCGUGCUGCCAAACGGCUCUGGAAGGUCUGCGUGGAGCACCACACCUUCUUCAGGCUCGUGUCUCCUGAGGCCCCCCCGAAGAAGUUCCUGAGCCUCGGCUCCAAGUUCCGCUACAGCGGCAGGACGCAGGCGCAGACUCGCAGGGCCAGCUCCCAGAUCAUCCGGCCGGCCCCGUUAUUCGAACGCUCCUCCAGCAAACGCUACAACAUGUCGCGCAGCUUAGAUGGAGCUCCCAUUAUGGAGAACCACGAGAGUCCAGCCAAGGACAGCGACGCUGACGGGGCAGCCAAAGUCAUCGCCAAGGGAGACAUCAUCACCACGGUAACAACAGAGAAGAAGGCAGAGGAAGAGAAGGCGGAGCAGGAUGAUGUUCAGACCCCAGAGCCAGCUGCCACAACGCCGCUCAGACAAGACACAAAGCACUCCCCUCGUCCAUACUCAACCGACCCCCUCCGCUCUGAGCUCUCGCUCCCCUCGACUCCCGUCUCAUCCACCAAAGUGAGGCGGAGGCGCAGGGAGAGCGCUCGUAAGCGGGCCUCAUCGGUCAGCCCGGCCAAGAGCAGCACCGGGUGCCGGCGCCGGCAGGCCCGCGCCGACCGCAAAGCCGCCCUGCUGGAGGAGCAGGCGCUGCUGCUCUCGGCCCGCAAGCAGAGGCUGGAGCAGGGCAAGGGCCGCGGCGGCACGCUCUUCUCCUUCUCCCUGCACCUGCCCGACCUGUCCGCCAUCCUGGACGAGGACGGCUACCUCACCUUCCCCGAUCUCUCCGAGAUGCGCUUCCUCCCCGAGUGCGCUCAGAACUUCCUCCCCAUCAAGUCACCCUCGCUCAUCCCCUGCUUCCUCUUCAUCUUCUUUUUCCUGCUCUCCACCUCCUUCUCCGUCCCCUACGCCCUCACCCUCUCCUUCCCACUGGCACUGUGCCUCUGCUACCUGGAGCCUAAGGCAGCCUCCCUGACCGCCUCCAUAGCCCAGGGCUACCUUGACCAUGACAGUUCAGAGGAAGAGGAGGUGUGUGUGUGCGGACGCCUAACCUCAUCUCUGCCCGGUCACGCUCAUCCUGUAGAGUACAUCUUCAUCACCACAUCGUCCACAGAGAUGAACCUGCAAUCGGAAGCAGAUGAGGACUCUGAGACGCGGACUCAGGACACAGAGCCGCCGUCCGAGGUGCUCAAACACCAGACAAACAUCAGCGAACUGAAGCGUUCCUUCCUGGAAACGGGUGGCGGCAGUUUGCCAGGUCUAACAGAGUGGGAGAAGAGACUCUCCUCGUCCCCUCUGCGUUCGCCCAGGUUGGAUGAAGCCCCAAUGAUUGAGCCGCUGGAGCCGCAGGACAUCGAAGGUGAGCAGCCAGCUGGAGAGCAGACGAAAGAGGAGGUCGGGCCUAAAGAUGCUGAGGUUGCAGGAUAUCUGGUGAAAUACGUGGCGGACAGUAUCAUGACCGAUGGGGCCACCUCCUCUGGGCCUCACGGGAUUAGUUUGUCCACCACAAUGGACGACGACGUCUUUCUGGAUGGCACCCUGAGGGAGGAGGUGGUGGAAGAGAAAACCCCGGACUCCCAGGAGGAGGUGUCGGAGAGGUCGGUGGUGAAGAUCAGCCCCGGAGCUGUGAGGCAGGAAGUGUCCCAGGCUAUCAGUGACAAGAAAGGCACGCUCAUUAUCUUGAAGGAGGCAGAAGAAAAAGAUGAUGCUGAAGUCAAAGAGACGAGUGCUUUGAUGGUGAAAGAGGAGCUUGUCGUUCUGGGAGAGCUGGAAACGGAAAUUCUGUCCGCUUCCAAAGAGACAGAAACUCUAAAGGAAGUCCUUUCCGUUGCUGUAGAAGGCCAGCCUGCAGCAGUCAAGCACCGGAGUCCAAAUUUGGAAAUAAAAACUGAUGACAUGACUCAUAUUAAAGGUAUUGACUCUCCUAAGAAGGCAAUGGCAUCGUGGAUUUCAGAGGAAGUGAAGACGGAGGCUUCUGAGGGCACCGGUGUGUCUGUUGAGGAAGUAGAGGAGACGGAGAGCCCCGACGGGCCGCCGCAGAAGGCAGAAGUCUUCACCUUUGAAGAAGUCCAGUCUGAGGAGCCCAAAGCCAUUCUGACUCAGAUUACAGUGUCUGAAUCUUCAGCUGCAUCCUUAGCAGUGUCUACCCUGGGACUGGUCUCCUCCUUUCAAAAGGCAUCGGCCGAUCAGGAGGAGAAGGCAGCGGUUGCCACGGAAACAGAAGCGGCGCCAGCCAAAUCGUCAGGGCCAACGGUGAAUAUCCAGACAGCAGAGGCCACACAGACCCAGCUGACAGCGUCGGCAGAUCCACCCAUAGAAAAAUCAAUUAAUGGUCCUGAACCAUGUGUAGAGCAGACUCCUGAUGGCGUGGACGGGGCUGCCAAAGACCUGCCUGUGGUCCACACAGAGACCAAAACCAUCACCUACGAGGCUGCUGAGGUGGACACUAAUGGUGACGCAGACCCCGGGGUGUUGCUGAGUGCUCAGACCAUCACCUCGGAAACCAGCAGCACCACGACAACCACACACAUCACAAAGAUGGUGAAAGGAGGGAUAUCAGAGACGAGAAUUGAGAAGAGGAUCGUCAUCACGGGGGAUACGGACAUCGACCAUGAUGAGGAAUAACUGAGGGUCAACUCUCUGUCGAAGCUCCCCGAUCCCCCCCAAAAAACAUCCACAGCUCUCCACCUCUCCCAUCGGGACUCUCAGACGACGCCGAAAGCUCCGACUCUCCAAAUCCUGCAGCCCGCCGCCCGUCGCCAACACCACCUGCAAAGCAAAUCGAUGCAUUCUGCAUGAGAAGGACGCAACGUCGCAUUUUAAAACCAACGGCAAGAUCCCACUGAAGGCCGAUUCCUGAAGUGGUUUAGAUCUGCCUGCACGCCCGGCCACCCCCCCUCUCCCCCACCCCACACGCGGGCGCAGCAGCAAAGCGUUUGCUUUCACUGCCUUACCACUGACGCAUUUUUACGAUUAUUAAGGAUCAUUAUCCUGGCGUUGUUUAUUUAUGAAAUGAAGCCAUCACUCCAGAAACGUCAAAUCGCUGUAGGCUGAACAUGUUAACCCGGUGGUAGAAGUGCCAACCUCGUCUGCCGAAGCAGACACCGCUUCAGUCCCUUAAACAACGCAGCGAGUUUUAAUUUUUAUUCUUUUGUUUUUCACCACUGCAGAAAUCAUUUCAGCUCCGCACCUCACACAUCAAAGCUUCCCGAGGAGAACCGCCAAUCAUCUGUCACACUUGAUUCCUUUACCCACUUGCAUUUCCUUUUUUUGUUUUUUUUCUUUUUUUAUUGUAAUUUCAGUGUUUCUAUUCGUGUUUUUCAUCCGUUGCGAACGCGCCGCUGCAGCGUUUUGCCAGAAGGAUCUGUUCUGGUAGAAGCCAAGGAAUCAAAAGCAGAAGAGAAAGGUUUUUAUGUGCCGUGCUGAGGGGCAGAGGUCCGGCUGCAGCUCAGCUCCCGGUUCGUGUCUGGAGAAGAGCUCAGACGGCUGAGAUCUGUCCCUGCUCCCACCACCCCGAACAUGUCCGCUGUGUGCCUCCCCUUUCUGUUCUACUGUACCUGAACAGUCUUCAUGUGCGUCCAUGUUCUCCACAAGAAGGCGGAAUAAAAGUGACAAAUGCAUUUACUCUUUAAUUUGUCCUUUUGCUCUGAAAUAAUAAAAUGACCACUGAACCAAAACUUGUACAA
This is a messenger RNA of Menidia menidia (Atlantic silverside), 4925 nucleotides long. NCBI's taxonomy places the organism in Eukaryota, Metazoa, Chordata, Actinopteri, Atheriniformes, Atherinopsidae. The record is from the annotation of a GenBank genome assembly.